UCGAGGAGGAGCUGCUAAUUAUCCUCAUGGAGACACUUUGUUCUGGCUUCUGUUACUAAAUCAAUAUGUUUGACUGUAUUAGCCUAUUCUGACAUAUAAUGACAGCACAUAAAUAAAAUAAAAUAAAUAAAAAAAUAAAAUAAAUUAAAUAAAUCAAAUAAAUAAAUAAAAUGCUUAUAAAAAGUUUGAGCUACUAUUUGGUUUCUUGCUAACCUUUAUUAUUAGUGAGUGAGUGGGCUAAAUGAGCGCGGUUGUCAUGGAAAUAUGACAUGAACGGGACAACUUGGUCGUCAUUGUGUGUUGAGCAUCACUCCGGAGCUGCGGACACCAUGUCGGAGGCAGACAGGAGACCUUCUCCGGAGGCUGUCUUCACUCAGCUGCAACAAGGAGGACACAUUUAUGUGGACACAGGCUCCUCUGGGCCGGAUGAUUUCUUCGAGGAGGACUCCUACUCUCCGUCCUCCCUCUCGUCGUCCUCCUCGGCCUCCGUCCCCGUGGUGGCCUCCCUGCAGGGCAGAACUCUGUGCACCUCCUGCGGCCUGGAGAUAGUGGACCGAUACCUCCUCAAGGUGAACAACUUGUGCUGGCACGUGCGCUGCCUCUCAUGCAGUGUAUGCAACACAUCACUGGGGCGACACGUGAGCUGCUACAUCAAGGAUAAACACGUUUUCUGCAAACUCGACUAUUUCAGGAGGUACGGGACCCGCUGUGCUCGGUGUGGCCGUAACAUCCACUCCAGCGACUGGGUUCGUCGGGCACGAGGCAGCACCUUCCACCUCGCCUGUUUCUCCUGCACCUCCUGUAAGCGCCAGCUGUCCACCGGGGAGGAAUGUGGACUACUAGAGAACCGGGUCUUCUGCCGGCCACACUAUGACAUCAUGAUGGAGAAUAUCAAACGCACUAAGGAAAACGAGCACCCAAAAGCUGAGGAAGAGGAUGCAGACAAAGACGAGUCCAGCACCAUGCCCAGACCUGCUAAGAGGGCCAGGACCAGCUUCACUGUUGACCAGUUACAGGUAAUGCAGACUCAGUUUUCUAAGGAUAACAACCCAGAUGCCCAGACUCUCCAGAAACUGGCCGAGAGGACCGGUCUCAGCCGCAGAGUUAUUCAGGUUUGGUUUCAGAACUGUCGAGCUCGUCAAAAGAAAUACAUCAGCCCACAUUCUGCCUCCUCCUUGAUGACAUCGUUCGCUCCGGGUCAGCUGACACCACCUUUGAUGGAGGAUCUGCAAUACACCACCUAUAUUUCCCCAGACGCACCCCUCCUCACUACACUGACUUAUAUGGAUGUCCAAAGUCCAGACCCACUUUUGCUUCAGCCACUCAUGUCCCAUUCGCUGACACAACUGCCAGUCAGCCAUGCCUGAGCUACAGCCUGCCUCUCCAAAACAGAAGACAACGAUUGGCUGACGGGAAGAUGAAGAGUAAAUCAUUACUCUUUAAUAAAAAAAAAAAAAAAGUCCUGUGAGGAUUGGAUGACUUUAAUUCAUAAACUGUCAAAAAUAACAGCAAUUAAUUUAAACAAUUAUUUUAAUUUUCACUGCCUAAUGUGUGAGCAGACACAAAAUUAAUUUAAUCUAAUCACUCAGAUUCACAGAUGAGAAUGUUUUGACAUCGUAAAAUGUCAAGUAAAAUAUAAGAAACUGAGAUGAAACUUUUGUUGAAAUGUAUAUUUUGUAUAUUUAAUUUAUUUGGAGAAUAUGAGAUAAGGCACUUUGUUGGAAAAAAAAGAUGUAAAACUGAGUAUAGAUUUGGUUUUCAGUUAGAUGUUUAUUUAAGGAUGUGUUUGAGGAUAAUACAAUUGUCACUUGGGCACUGAGAGAGAAAGAGAGAGAUUUCUCUUCUAUAAAGACUACUUUAGAAAAUUCAGGAUUGGUUUAUACUGCAAAUUAAAACCACUGGAGAUCAUUGUUCCAUGCUGUGUUAUUGACAGAGAAAUAUGUAGAAACACCUCACACAGACCGUUCUCCACUUUCAGUGCUCCAUUCUGUUCUUCUCAAAACAUCCACAUGUCUACUUUUGGAUAAAACAACAUUUCUUAUUUUCUGCUUUUCAGUAGAGCGUGUGUUAAGCACAGAUAAAAAGCAAUACAAUGUGUAAAUGUUUCCUUAGAUUGGGAAUGUUAGAUAGAAGCCAUGUAUGAACUACACACUGGGGAUAGAUAAGACUUUCACAUUAAUUGUUUGACAUACUGAAAAAUAAAGUUUGUGGCUGCAACAAAAA
This is a messenger RNA of Sebastes umbrosus (honeycomb rockfish), 2223 nucleotides long. RefSeq names its product LIM homeobox 8a (gene lhx8a). Gene Ontology annotation, biological process: regulation of transcription by RNA polymerase II; neuron differentiation; forebrain neuron development. Gene Ontology annotation, cellular component: nucleus. The coding region runs from base 270 to 1367 and encodes 365 amino acids. The record is from RefSeq and is a predicted model, not a curated record. Lineage: Eukaryota; Metazoa; Chordata; Actinopteri; Perciformes; Sebastidae. Gene Ontology annotation, molecular function: DNA-binding transcription factor activity, RNA polymerase II-specific; RNA polymerase II transcription regulatory region sequence-specific DNA binding. The transcript is spliced from 8 exons.